Messenger RNA from Saccoglossus kowalevskii, 3329 nucleotides. RefSeq lists its product as uncharacterized. The record is from RefSeq and is a predicted model, not a curated record. NCBI's taxonomy places the organism in Eukaryota, Metazoa, Hemichordata, Enteropneusta, Harrimaniidae.
CUUCACUUUUCAGAGCACGAGUUGUCAGACUGGCAAGCAUGGCUGACAAAGAGGGGCGUGUGAGUAACGGUGGAGCGGCUGCUCCAGCACGAAAGAAGAGACAGGGUAAACGCAAAAAAAGAGGGAAGACGGAUCCUGUUGGGGGCCAGAGUAAGGAGAUUUCUACAUCAUUGGACAAUGAUCUCCAUAAAGAAAGCCUGUAUAGUAAAGCACAUGGUGAAGGUGAUGCAGCAAACUUAGUGUCCCCAAAGGUAAGCCUUGAGUCUGUUCAACCGCUUAUUACUGUCACUGGAACAACUGAGAUUAAAGAACAUGGCAAUAAUCACCACCCUGUUGAAGAAGUUGGUGCAGGUGGUCUUGUCACCAUGGGUACGAAUGCAACUGAUGAAGAAAAAGACAAGGGCAUAGUUGAAAAGAAUGUCAUGAAAAUAGAGAAUAAUACUUCAAUAGAUGAAGUAAGUUCUGUUGAUGAUGUUGCUAUGGUUACUACCAAUGGAUGUGAUGUUAGAGCAGUCAGCGAUGCACAGCAAGUGAGAUGUGGGCAUGAUGAUCAAGUGGUUCCAGUUGUGGUUGAGGUGCCACCCACACCUGAUGAAGUGAGUGAGGAUAUUCCAAGUGAUGGUAUAACAGAUUUACAUUCACAGCCGUUAGAUAUGGUUUCCCCCGUUAUAAAAGACACUAGCGACCUUGAAGACCCUAUGAAUCUGAUGUGUGCCACAGACAAAUUAUUGGAAGAAGCCGGAAUACGCCAAAUUGUUGGUGACUCGAUGUCGCCUCUACCGGUUCAUCUACAAGAUAGAAUAGCUGCUUUCCCGGUUUCACCAUUAUCCGCUGAUCUCCUGGAAGAAGCAGGUGUCCUCACUGAAAAUACUUCUGCAGAGACCAUGCUUGCUACUCCAAAGGCAAGAAAAUGUAUGAUGGACAUCGAAGCUGAGAACAAAUGGUCCAAGACAACAUUGCUGUUUGAAAGUGAACAAUCCAAUAUGGCCAGGGAGGGGGUGAUAUUUGAUGGAAGCAUAGAAGUUGAAGUGAUGCCUAAUACAGAGUACACAGAAUCUGCUAUGAAGAGUACUCCACCAGAAGUUGCCAUGCCAACAGAUAGCGAGAAAACCUAAAUUUGACGCAUCAAGUACUGGCUGAAGAGCAGACAGUUUCUCACUCGCCCCCCAUGAUGGAUGUAUCACCACAGCCUUUUCUUGAAAGCACGUCAUCAGUGUCCUCUAACAUCCCAGUAGAUGCUUUGCAACCAACGUUGACCCCAGUCUUGCAAGCCACGGUCGGAAGAUACAAGACCCCUGAACAUUUACUUGAGGAUGGCCCAGCUACACCUGCCGUCAUUGAUCACAUUAUACUUCAGAAGGAUGGCUACAAUGCUGAAGUUGUUUUGACAACUCCUAACACAGAAAUUAAAAUAAAUGAGAAGUCGCCAUUGGUAACUACAGAUAAACCGGUGGAAUUUCUACAAGAAGUGAUAGCAGAGUCAGACCAAGAAGACCAAGAGAAGUUGAUCCAACCAAAUAAGAUGAAUUAUGAUGAUGAUGAUGAGGUGACUUUCAAACCUGAUAGAUCGAGAGAGGUGAAGUCCGAGGAUAAAACCCCAAUUUCAGUUACAGAAGCAAGAGCCUCCGAGCAAGCACCACUCUUGGGAGCAGAAAAUCAAAUUACUGAUGAAAAUAAAUUAGGUCCAUCAUCGGGAUGCUGUAGUGGGUGUGCCAUAUUGUAAAUUCAUGUAGGAUUUUAUUACCCAAUCAAUUAGACACAUUGUUCCUAGUAAUAUUAUAUUCCAUACAAACUCGUAUUAAUUCCCACGUAUUUUCGUCUGAUUGGUUAAUUAACACAAUACUAAUUAUCAUACUUAUAAGUACGAACCAUUAAGUAUUAUGCAACUUUCAAACAUCUUUAGGGUUGAUCUGAUAUUUCACAUAGUAUCAUUUUUUUCUUUUUUGUAAAAUAUGUUUAGUAUUGAGGGUACUGUAAAUGCAUUAAUUAAUCACUGGGUUUUAAUUUUGCUAUUUUCACAGAUAAGUAAAAUCAGAUAAAAUUAAAUGUGUGUGAACAUUAAGAAAAACAACAGAACUCAUUGUUACUCAGCCAAGUUCACAAACUUAAAACCUGUGAAAUUGUUGAUAACACCAAAAUAGUGAAAUUAGAUGCCAGUGAAAAUAAAUGGUUUUACAGUAUGGUUUAAUUCAGUUGUUGCAGUGUAAAUAUUAUGAAUGAUUUGAUAAUAUUAGAAUUUAUUCAAUUUAAAAAUGCUCCACCUUGUUAUAGUGGUACGAAAUAUGGAAUGUGGUUUUGCUAGACUUUCUGAAUGCAUUUACUAGUACUAUGAGGUUAUUACAAAGAUACCUCAAAGUAUGCACGAAGACAGUACAGCGGCAGUAUCGACCGACACGCAGCAGAGGUCAAUGCGCAGCGUACUAUCUGAGUGCAUACUUUGAGGUAUCUUCGUAAUAACCUUAUUAUUAUACAUCUUUUAUUUAUAACUUUGUCUUCAGUGAAAAUAUGCAUUAUACAUUAACUUUGCAGAUUUGCAAGACAACUUUUGUUGGUUGCUUGCUGAGACUUGAUGGUCUUCUUUUGUUGCAUGCUUGGUAACUUAGAACUUGAUCUUCUUAGUGUGCGACUCCGGUGGCUUAUGUUUUGUCAGUCAGAUUGUCGUUUUGGCUCAUAACAUAUUUUGUCAGUCAUAAUGUCGUUUUGCAUAUUAACUCACUACAAUUCACUGCCAGUUUUGUAUCAUACAAUUUACACUGCCUUGUUAUUUCUUUCAGACCCCCUAGUGUGUAUUUAUUUCUACUUUGUAUUUUGGGAGAGUGACCAUGUUUUGUUUUGUUUUGCAUUUGUUAUUCAUACUCCAAUCCUAGUGGCAAAAAUUCCCCCCCCAAAAAAGAGAAAAUUAUAUAAAAAAUAUAUUGUGGCAGUGUUUCCCUCUUUUAUUUUUUGUGAUAUUAGUCAUUUGAAUAAUAGAUUCACAAUGGCAUAGCUUGGCUUAUAGAAAGUGAGUGCAUUUUAGUAGUAAUUCUAGUAUGCAAGUUAAAUAGUAAGUCACUUUUAGCAAAAGCUAUUCAGCAAAUGGGUGAGGGAAACGAUACGACUUUGCAGAUAUUAAUUCAUAUUGAAGGUAUUGUACACCAUUGAAAUGGUCAUUGAAGUGUACUAUCUCAUGGAUAACAUGAAAAAAAAAAAAAUGGUCUCGUGUGCUGUAUAAAUGCCAUUGUGUGAGAAAUUCCAUCCAAGUACGGUACAUAUAAGUUUAGUAUAAAUUAUCUGAGAAUUCUGUUUCUGAAUUAUAUUUAUACUUUGUACAAAUAAAAUUUUUCUGCUCC